Molecule: messenger RNA, 900 nt
Organism: Suncus etruscus (white-toothed pygmy shrew)
Lineage: Eukaryota; Metazoa; Chordata; Mammalia; Eulipotyphla; Soricidae
Product: acireductone dioxygenase-like
Exons: 1
Coding region: 50-373 (107 amino acids)
Biological process (GO): L-methionine metabolic process
Molecular function (GO): acireductone dioxygenase [iron(II)-requiring] activity
Source: RefSeq, a predicted model, not a curated record
AAAUCCGUUCAGCUCGCGUCUAGGCCGCGUGUCCCCGGGCAGCCUCGACAUGGUGCAGGCCUGGUACAUGGACGAGUCCGAGGAGGACCCGCAGCUGCCUCACCGCGCGGAGCCCAGCCGCCCGGUCGACCUGCAGCAGCUGAACCAACUCGGGGUCCUUUACUGGAAGCUGGAUGCUGACAAGUACGAGAAUGAUCCAGAAUUAGAAAAGAUUCGAAAAGAUAGAAAUUAUUCUUGGAUGGACAUAAUAACCAUAUGCAAAGAUAAACUACCAAAUUAUGAAGAAAAGAUUAAGAUGUUUUACGAAGAGCACUUACACUUGGAUGAAGAGAUUCGCUACAUCUUGGAAGGCAGUGGGUACUUUGACGUAUGAGACAAGGAGGACAAGUGGAUCCGGAUUUUUAUGGAGAAAGGAGACAUGAUAACUCUUCCUGCGGGAAUUUAUCAUCGUUUCACAUUGGAUAAAAAGGACUACGUGAAGGCUAUGCGGCUGUUUGUGGGAGAACCUGUGUGGAAGGCGUACAACCGACCUGCUGACCAUUUCGAAGCUCGGGAGCAGUAUGUGAAAUUUUUGGCACAGACAGCAUAGCAGUGCUCCUGGAGGCCUCACACACCCCUUCACCCCUGGGGAGGGUCUUGACGUAAUAAUUGCUGAAAAAUUUAUCAUUUUCCUCCUGACUUUUAUCCUAUAGACUUGCAGCUAGGCAAAGUUAAUGGAAGGAGCUGUUAUAUCUGGUUUUAACAUGAAAACCACUGUGAAAACAAAAAAAUUAUGUUCAUUUUCUCUAAUUCAAGAGGGAGAUUUGUUGUCCAGUGCUAGAAUGUCUUCAACUUUAAUCUGAGUCAGUCUUAUCUCCUCUAUGUAGCUGCUUGGUGGUAUCGCUUGGACCUGGUACUUGA